AUGAGCGAGGUCAUAGUCCAUCCAUUGGUACUACUUUCCGCAGUUGACCACUACAAAAGAAAGGGAACUAAGAGAGUUGCUGGCAUAUUGCUUGGGGACGACGAUGGGGAGAUUCACAUCACAGAGAGCUUUGCCUGCAUAUUUGAAGAGGACGAAGAUGGAUGGUUCAUGGACACCUCGUACAUAAGAAGCAUGUUUGAUCUGUUCUACAAGGUCAAUCAUAAGCUUAAGGUGAUGGGAUGGUACCACACAGGCCCCAGGAUGUAUGAAAACGACCUUGACAUAACGAGAUCGCUGGGCAGCUUCGUGGAAAGCCCGUUCCUUGCCAUCAUCAAUGUUCACCUCGGAGAAAACGAUCUUCCUGUCCAGACAUUCAAGCUGGAUGAACAGGACGAGUUUGUACAUGUUGGAUGCAGUAUAGAGGCCGAGGAGGCCGAGGAGGUUGGAGUCGAGCAUCUGAUAAGAGACAUCAGAGAAGAGGCAAGUGGAUCGAUUGCAGCCCGGAUCAACGGAAUAAAAGAAUCAUUGGCGGUCUACAGAGGGGUUCUUGGUGAGAUAAGAUCCUAUCUCAAUGAUGUAAUAAGUGGAGACAUUCAUCUGAACCAGGAGAUCAUCAAUCUCUGCCAAGAAAUCAUCAAUUCGACUCCAAAGCUAGAAAGACCUCUUGACGAGAAUCUUUCUGAUUGCUAUGUCUCUGUGCUUGCCAAGACUGUGGUUGCAUUGAAUGACCUUAGAAAGAAUAGGCUUGAGAGUGGGAUUGAGACGAGUGCAUCGUAA
Messenger RNA from Encephalitozoon cuniculi GB-M1, 777 nucleotides. RefSeq names its product proteasome regulatory particle lid subunit RPN8. NCBI's taxonomy places the organism in Eukaryota, Fungi, Microsporidia, Unikaryonidae. Gene Ontology annotation, biological process: proteasome-mediated ubiquitin-dependent protein catabolic process. The record is from RefSeq and is marked provisional. Gene Ontology annotation, cellular component: proteasome complex. The transcript has a single exon. The coding region runs from base 1 to 777 and encodes 258 amino acids. Gene Ontology annotation, molecular function: metallopeptidase activity; protein binding.